CCAAUUGUGAAAUACAAUAGAUCGUACUUCUUAAAAUACCAGUCUGGCUGCCUAUCGAUAAGGUCACGCCUUGUAAAAGAAAACAUCAAAGCUACAUUAGCGCCUUUCGAAGCGAGGUGUUAUGCACCAAAUCCGUCCUUGAACUUCAAUAUCCUCCCUCUCCAUCUAUCACACUACCUCGAAAUCACCACCUCUAUUGUACAAUUUCCACUUAUUCGAAAGGAUUUUGUUCCAAUUAGGACAAGAUGAAGGGCUUCAACGGUCAGUUGCACCGGCAACAGCCUAGAGGCCAUCCCAAGGCGCUGGUAGACUCGCUGCGUGAUUCUCCGCGUCUUGAUAUCCCUUCGAUACCUCCAAUUCCUGUCGAUCUAUCACCUUCAAUCCCCAAAAGUCGAUUCUACUCCCAUCCAUACGUCAACUCGCGCGUGCAUUCUUCAUAUGAAGACGACGACCAACCUCCUCGUCGUGCACGUCUGUACUCUUCAUCUGAAGACGACGAUCUACCUGCUCGACCUACACGUUCCCGCAACAAGGUGAUCUCCAAGCGUCCUCUUGUGGCACUCGCUCGUUCUCCUUCGCCCCCAAGAAAUCGAAAUCAGCUCAUACAACGAGACUGCGACUUCCUCGACUUUCAGAAGCUCUUCUGGGUGCUUGAUCUUGACGGUACGACAUCAUCUUCCAGCGAAAUAUCCACCCACACCUGCAACAAGAUGCCGAUGCGAAUUUUCCAGCUUGCGACUAACUUUGCAAUAGCAAACCGCAGAUUUCAGUUGUUCGUCAUACCUGAUGAGAUGUAUCAUCCCUGGACGGAUGAGUCUCGGGCGAUUCGUCAAAUCAGCAAUGCUGAGACCAAUCCGCACUUCAUGGAGAACAAGCCUGCCUUAGCGGUUCCAAGGGAGCCAAAGAUGAUCGAGAAGAACCUUGAGGAGGCAUUUGGAGAUGAGCCUACAGGUGACAAGCCCAAAACUCGCGACCUAGGACUCUUCUCAGUCUACAGCUACAAGCUCGUUACAGAGCAAAUUUUGCAGACCCAGCUGGCUAUUGAAAAGAGUCAGCAAGCUGCAGUGGUCAAUAGAAGCUUUGAGAAGAUCCGUGAUCAGCCUAAAUACUGGGCAAUCGGUUGUGAUUUCACCAUCUACUCUCGUUCUGAACGUCUCGGCUUACAAAAUACGCCUAUUGUCCCAUUCAACCUGCAAGGAACCUCCAUCGCAGCUAGAAGCUUCAUCUUGGCUGAAACACUGAUGAGAAAACUCGCUUUUCUUGAGCUAUGCUCUAUCUUUGAACUCCCUCCUGUUUCGACCAGUGCCGACCUUGCCAAGAUUGCCUACGCUUUCUAUAGGGGUGAAGAGGUUCCUGAGAACGUCGAAUCUCUUCCUAACUCUCCAGAUGCCAUUCCCAAGGAAUUCCGUAUUUACGAAAAUGGUCGCAGUGACAGAGCCAAGGUCAUUGCUAGUAAGCCCCUACACGACGAGGCAUUCCAGCUGUUCCUGCAGGAUGUGUUGAUCUCGGACCACCUAGAGCAAGUCUACAACGAGAAGAGAUCAACAAUGAGUGGUAAUCUGCGCGUGUGUCGUCACUCAAGUUAUGCGGACACCAAGGAGAAGCUGAGAGCUCACGAGCGAAGUACUGGCAAGAGAGGUACUCAACAAGCCCCCAGAGACCGCGAGAAGCGCCAGGCAGUGAGACGCAAGGCUUGGUGGAACACUUAUCAUGCGAUCAUUGCAAAGGCUGAACAAGAUUUCGCCAAAGCAGAAAAGGCCAUCGAAGAUGCAGACAUCACCAUCCGUGAAGUAACAGGCUUCAGACUGGAUGGCAGUUACAGCAUGUGUCGGGAUGAUAACGAUGGCGACAGCACCACAGAGGUCGGCGAAGGCGAAACGAAUGAGCCCGUUCAGGAUUUCAGUCAUGCUCCCGAAAAAGUCGGAGAAGACUUGGGCUCCAAUACGCAACCCGCGAAGUCUCAGGCAGCCCCUGAGAAAAUCAGCAGCGCUACCAAGUCAAAGAAAUCCAAGGGCAAAGGACAGAGCAAGAAGCGCAAGACUGCUGCUGGUUCUGGAGGUGUCAAUACUUCUGCUGGAGAAUCGUCGACAAUCUUACAACCAUCAACGUCUGAUGCCACGGCUACCAACUCCAUUGAGGCCGAGAACGUCCCCGAAGUAGCUACGAACGCGGCUACACAACAACCAUCUACCGAGUUUGUUGUUGAAGUGCCCUCAAGCUCGGCUCCAUCGACUACUCAGCCUACGACUUCUGUUUCGUCUCUUGUCCCACCGGAUGGAAAGGGCAAGAAGAAUAGAAAGAAGAAGAAAGAUCAAAGUACUGACGUCUCUGAUGACACUCUUCCUGCUUCAUCUCGCAAAGUAAACGAUGUCCAGACCUCCAAGUCCACUUCAGCGGUCUCUCAAGGUCAAUCUACCAAAAACAGCGCUUCUGAUUCGGAAGAGUCUGAAAAGAAGUCAAACAAGAACCCUGCCCAAGUUUCUGUUACCCCAUGCCCUGUACUGAGUCCUGAUGCUCUCGGUAUCAGCCUACCCACGGAUGGUGAAGCUGGUGCUUGGGAGACAGUCAAGCCUCGUACUGCUCAAAAGCCCAAGGUGAACGAGUCAACUACCACUAAGGGUGGUUCAAAGGCCGUAACUUCUCUUGCCGAAGUCAGUCAUCCACGUCCCCAGCAAGGACCGAAAUUUGAUAUCCGAAUCUUCGACCCUGAUGAAUAUCCUGCCAUGCCCACGCCUGUAUCAGACAAUAGUAAGGCUCAAGGCAAGGAUACUCAUGAUUCGAAGUCUAUCUCCGUACCUGAAUUGGCGAUUUCUGCAAAGCAAGUUGCUCUCGUUACCCCUGCUGUCCCUAAUGUGGCUCAUGGCACUGUGACACCUACGCCUUUUGCUGAGGAGAUCGAUACAGACCCUGAGGAUCUGUAUGGAGCUUCUCCACCCAGAAAGACUCGUACUGCUGCGGGUUUGGAUGUUGCCAACGACGCAGCAGAGUCAACAAAGGGCAAAGACAAGUCUUCCACGAUCGUCCAAGGUGCAAUUAAGCCAGCAGUUCCAGAGUCUGUCGUACAAGCUGGCAAGGGCAAGGGCACGCCUACCAUUACUAAAGAUACCUGCCGUGUCGUCACCUCAGAGCUCAGUGCGCCAACUGAGGAGGCAUCCGUUUUUGGCACCAAUAAUACUGUCACCGGCUUUCAAAUUGACGAGCCCGUAGAUUCAAAGCCAACUGCUCCAGCUGCUACUGAAAAGAUUGCUCUUGAUUCUCAGGUCGACAAUGCAAUUCCAAAGGCCGACUCCAAGUGUUCUGUAAACAACUCAAAAGGUCAAGGAACGCCGUCUUCUACGAAUACUACGUCCAAUUGUGCUACCGCGUCAAAGGAGUGUAAAGGCAAGUCCAAGACUGCCGCCUCGUCUGACACCAAGUCCGAGGUGAACUCAGCAGCUACAGGACCCUCCAAGCAGUCCGAGGGAAAGGGCAAGGCCGAUGCAAAGCUUGGUAGUACCAAGACUCAGAUUUCUCGUACUGAAAAUUCAUCAACGCCACCUGUGGGCGUCGAAGCUGCGACUGGGGAUACCAACAAGAAGACAACUCAUAAGCUCAAACACCUCAAGGGCAAGGGAUCGAGCUCUGGUCGAGCUUCUGCGAAGGCACUAACGACCGAGUUUAAGAACCCGCCGGUCAGUGACGAAGCUGCGUCGUCCAUGUAUGUACCAAGCCGUGGUACUACUUCGCAAGGUAUCCCAGUCAAAAAGGCAUCUAUUGAGAACGUCGCACCAGCCGCUGAGGCCGUCAGCGAGGUCAACCCAGCUCUUGCCCAAGAACAGCCAGCUACUAAAAUUGCUGAGAAGCCAGACUUCAAGGACACGAGCUCAAAGUUGGCUCCAGUCCCUACCGAUCUUGCCUGGGCCGAUUUGGUGUCUCCCACCAAGCCUGGAUAUCUCAAGAAACGUCGUUGCUCUGUGGACAAUGCUAGAGAUGAUGAUAACCUUAAUGGCGUUCAGUCACCUUUUCGUCGCAGUAGCAUCUCAACCGGUCAUGCCAGUGAACAGAGAGUCAUACCCUUUGGACAGCUUCCGAUCCUUGCUGCAAGCUCAUCUACUGUUAGCGACGAUCCCUUUGUUACCGAAGGCACUGAAAAGGAACCCGAUGCUCAACAGAAGGAUCCUGACGUUUCUGUCAUUUCCUCGAGCACUGAUGAAGCUGAGCAGCGAGAUUCUCGUGCAUCUCCCGAGGUAGACGUCACUCCCCGAACCGAUUUGAUGCUCACUCCUGCUUCUCCAGAGAGCUACAAUGGUGAACCUUACCUCAAUAAAGACGGUAAUGUGGUUACAAUGUUCAGACACAAAGCCGAGACCUCCAAUCUCCCGGGUCAAAGUCAUCACCAAUGUACUCACUCUGGAUCUUUAUAUGGUAACUCAGCUGCUGUUCCCGCAUCCAAUACUAUCCAAGGUCGCUCUGGCCACAGCUCUGGUCGUUCUAGUCAAGCCAACUUCAACACUGGCCAAGGCUCUCACAGCCACCCACCACCAGCUGCCUAUGCCCCUCAGCAGACAACUGGAUACGUUGUUCACCAGGGAGGUCAACAAGGAUCGUCAAGCACUCCAUCCCUUGGAGUUGAAUUGAAGGGUAAGGGAACGGACCUGGGUACACAAGGUGGCAUGGUUAAUCAAGGUCUUUCACCAAUCCCUGAGGCUUCUGUCGGCUCUGAGGUUGAUUCAGAGGAAGAAGGUGAUCAUAAUCCUCCAACCAAGUGCACCUUCUGUGAGAAGUUCACGGUCCCCACCGCGGCAAAUCCAUUUCACUUCUGUCCACUGUGCGGUGUCAUUUCUGGCCAUCCAUUCUAUUGCUCCAAGGCUUGCCUUCUGGCGGAUUCUUGGGAUCACAGCCAGGUUUGUCGUCAUACUCCACCAUAUACCAGCAACGUGGCCACCGACUUCGGCCCCACAUACCACAUGGAAACCUUCCCGCUCAACAACCUUUACUACUUGCCGGACUCUGCAGAGAAGUACCGCCAGAAGAUUUUUGCCAUGUUCUACAAGUACGGUGACGUUCCUGAUAUCCGCGCUGCUCAUUUGAAGAAGUGGCCGGGCGUUGAUUGGACUCAAAUCUUGCCAUCAAAAGACCGCGCGAGAGUUGGAGAGUACCACGUCUUUAAGUCUCAAGCUUCUUAUACUGGUCAAAAUCUGUCCCGGUCUCAUGUCAUCUGUACUGUCAAAUUCCCUCUCAACGACGGAACUGGGUACAAGGUUAUGAUCACCCGUGCUCUGAAUGUCGCCCUGGUUACUCAUGACUUCAAUAUCAGUCACUUCCUCUACAGUAUCUUGCGCUUCGUCCUCAUGGAUCCGCUUCACUUCAACAGCUUCGGAGCCAUCGAGCCGCUCGAAGUCGUCAUGAAGGAGUUCAAGUCGCAAUUUUUCAAGGAGUUUGGUGUUAUAUUCAAAGAUGAUGAGCACCCAAUGGACGUCCAGCUCUCCUUUAAGCAGAUUGAACCUACCAUCUGGAGCUACGAGAGUCGUCUUGGUGUUCUCCAGUACUGGCACAGUGCUGUUUACACAGAAGGACGCCUACUCACUGUUGGAUUGACACCUUAAUCUUGAACUUCGCAAGGCUUUGCUUUGUUUGGUGUCCCUUCUGGAUUCUCCAAUUGGGUAACCUGGUUCUCAAAUUUCCUACGAAACGACGAUAUGCCUCUCCUUUCUUUGGCGCUAUUGGGCCCUUCCACGAAGUUUACAGCGAAAGAUACCCAAACUUGCCUUUGGUCUUAUUUUCUUUCGCUUCUUGCGUACAUACGUUGGUUGGCGUUCAAUUGGACAUUGGGGUUGCUUCAGGGUAGAUUAAAAAAUUUCGGGUUCAGACUCGUAGUUGAAGAUUUGCUUUCGUUCGCUGUUGGUGGCUUUCAAUGAUAAUGGAUGGAAGAGUGACGGUUUCUCUUUCAGCGGUUUUGAUGAUCAUGCGAAUGGAUAGCUGGGGCGUGUAUGAUAUUCUGAGGGAGAGUUUCCUAUCUCGUAGCUUAUGAUACAAAAAUUUUAGACAAUAAAAGC
This is a messenger RNA of Cadophora gregata, 6035 nucleotides long. RefSeq lists its product as uncharacterized. Lineage: Eukaryota; Fungi; Ascomycota; Leotiomycetes; Helotiales; Ploettnerulaceae. The record is from RefSeq and is a predicted model, not a curated record. The coding region runs from base 246 to 5585 and encodes 1779 amino acids. The transcript has 7 exons.